Nicotiana tabacum (common tobacco) is the source of this 2216-nucleotide messenger RNA. RefSeq lists its product as uncharacterized. The record is from RefSeq and is a predicted model, not a curated record. Gene Ontology annotation, biological process: glucan catabolic process. Lineage: Eukaryota; Viridiplantae; Streptophyta; Magnoliopsida; Solanales; Solanaceae. Gene Ontology annotation, molecular function: beta-glucosidase activity.
UUGUAUCCUAUCCUAGUAAGUAUAAAUAGAAACCUUAGCCCCUUGUCUAUUCCUCUAACUAUUUUUUUUGUAAAAUCUAUCUGGCUAUCUAAGUAGAGUACUUAUUAUUAAGAUCUCUUGAUUCUUCAUCUUCAAUUAUGGAUUGUGUUUACAAAGAUCCUAAUGCACCAGUUGAAGAAAGAGUCAAAGAUCUUUUAUCAAGAAUGACACUUGAAGAAAAGAUUGGUCAAAUGACCCAGAUCGAACGAGCUGUUGCUAAUCAUUCUGCAAUAAGAGAUGGUUGCAUUGGGAGUGUAUUGAGUGGAGGUGGGAGUAGACCAUUUGAGAAUGCAGAGUCAAGUGAUUGGGCUAACAUGAUUGAUGAGUUUCAAAAAGGUGCAGUUGAGACCAGGCUUGGCAUUCCCAUUUUCUAUGGGACAGAUGCUAUUCAUGGGAAUAAUAAUGUUUGGGGUGCCACUAUUUUUCCUCACAACAUUGGACUUGGAGCCACCAGAGAUGCUGAUUUAGUCACAAGGAUAGGAGUUGUGACAGCUCUUGAAACCAGGGCAUGUGGAGCUCAAUAUGCUUUUGCUCCUUGUGUUGCUGUCGUCAAAGACCCUAGAUGGGGAAGAUUUUACGAGAGUUACAGUGAAGAUACUGAAGUUGUCAGAAAAAUGACCUCUCUUGUUACGGGAUUGCAAGGUCAGCCACCAGAAGGACAUCCAAAUGGCUAUCCUUAUGUUGCUGGAAGAAAUUAUGUCAUGGCAUCUGCAAAGCAUUUCGUAGGUGAUGGGGCAACUGAGAAUGGUACAAACGAAGGAAAUACAAUAGCAUCGCAUGAUGAAAUGUUCAAUAUCCACCUAGCACCAUAUAUAGACUGUAUCGCCCGAGGAGUUUGCACUGUUAUGGCAUCCUACUCCAGCUGGAAUGGAGACAAAAUGCACACUCAUCGUUAUCUUUUGACAGAGGUCUUGAAAGAUAAGCUUGGAUUCAAGGGUCUCGUGAUUACAGACUGGGAAGCACUUGACCGGCUUACUGACCCUCAUGGAUCAGAUUAUCGUCAAUCAAUCAAGUCAACCAUCAAUGCUGGAAUUGAUAUGGUGAUGGUGCCAUUUAGAUAUGAAUUAUUCUUAGAGGAGCUGUUAUCACUGGUCAAAUCUGGGGAGAUAUCGAUGGCCAGGAUAGAUGAUGCUGUUGAAAGAAUCUUGAGAGUCAAAUUUGUUACUGGAUUAUUUGAACAUCCAUUUACAGAUAGAUCAUUGAUAGAAUUGGUUGGUUGUGAGGCACAUAGAGAUGUAGCACGUGAAGCCGUUCGUAAAUCCUUAGUCUUGUUGAAAAACGGGAAAGAUACAAAGAAACCAUUUCUUCCUCUAGAUAGGAAUGCCAAAAAGAUCCUCGUUGCUGGAACUCAUGCUGAUGAUCUUGGUUACCAGUGUGGAGGGUGGACUGCUACAUGGACAGGACAAAGUGGCAGAAUCACAGUUGGCACAACCAUAUUGGAAGCGUUAAGGAAAGUGAUAGGAAAGGAAACAGAGAUAGUAUUUGAGCCAAAUCCUACACCAGAAACUUUUGCUAAUCAAGACUUCUCGUUUGCCAUCGUGGCCAUUGGUGAGGGUCCAUAUUGUGAAACUGGUGGUGACGAUCCAGAGUUAAAAAUUCCAUUUAAUGGAACAGAAAUUGCAACCUUUGUUGCUGACAGAGUUCCUACAGUGACGAUUCUGAUUUCUGGAAGACCUAUGGUAUUAGAACCAUCGCUCUUGGAAAAAGUAGAUGCAUUUGUUGCAGCUUGGUUGCCCGGAACUGAAGGAACAGGAAUCACAGAUGUCCUUUUUGGAGAUUAUCCAUUUCAAGGGAAACUACCUGUGACAUGGUUUAAAACUGUUGAUCAAUUGCCAAUGCACGUUCGAGGGAAUUCCGAUCAUCUAUUUCCUUUCGGAUUUGGUCUGACAGCCUAAACAAGAAAAAAUGACAGGCACUUAAAUGCUUAAAUGAGAUGGUCAUGGAUUCAUCAUCAUACCAGCCAGUUAUUCUUUGGUUGAAGUCCUUGAAGAGAACUUCAGCUGGAUUCUUGCUCUUGAAUGGAGAAAUUAAUUACAUAGAAAUAUCUAUAUAUUACUGCUGUAUCUCAAAUAACAAAAAGAGAAGCUAGUGGCUGUAUCUUCUUGUAUGAUGUUCCAUCAAGAUUAUGAAUUUAUGAUGAUUGCUUCAAUGCUGAAAUUUGAUUUUGUUUUUCUCCU